This is a messenger RNA of Kluyveromyces marxianus DMKU3-1042, 921 nucleotides long. RefSeq names its product Ntr2p (gene NTR2). Gene Ontology annotation, cellular component: U2-type post-mRNA release spliceosomal complex. NCBI's taxonomy places the organism in Eukaryota, Fungi, Ascomycota, Saccharomycetes, Saccharomycetales, Saccharomycetaceae. The transcript has a single exon. Gene Ontology annotation, biological process: spliceosomal complex disassembly. The record is from RefSeq and is a predicted model, not a curated record. The coding region runs from base 1 to 921 and encodes 306 amino acids.
AUGGUAAAAUUUAGUUUACCUGAUCCAGAUAGCGAAGAUGAGAUUGAUUUGAUAAAUACUACGGCUAAAAAACCUACUUUUAAAGCACUAUCCGAUGAGGAAGAUGAGAAUGAUAAUAGCGGUAAGAAGUUCAAGUUCAAGUUGAAAAGGAAUCAGAAGACCAACCUGAUACAGGAAGAUACUUUCGAGGAUGAUUACUCUGACUUGUUUGUACAGAAGAAUGAGAACCAGAAGAGAAACGCGCAAUCGGCUGUCCAGUCUAUGGGAAAUACGGUGAAGGUGUUGAAUUUAGAAGAUUUAGAAGGAUCUGAAGAAGAUCCAGAUGAUGGGCAAGAAAAUGACACCAAAAUGUCGAUACAGAAGAAAACUGUGACGUUUGAUCCAAAUCCAGACUCUAAAGUCACCGAAAAAUCAUACGUGAAGUUACUUAGCAAGCAAGAUAAAGAAGACUUGAAGGAGCUUGGAAUAACCGCCCAGGCGGAUAUAAAUACAGAAGUUGACGAUGUGCUCAUGAUGGAGGACUCCUUACAGGAUGAAAGAUUGGCGCUCGGCGACAAGGAUAACCGUCUUAUGCAGCAGCGAAAACGCCAAGAGAUCGAACAGUUGAUAGCCUUACAUGAUGAUAGAACUCUGAAUGAAACAGAUUUACUCUCAGACGAACUACAGCAAUUACAAAAGAUGAGCGGAAAGACAACAGUUCUCUUGCCAAAAUUACAACCGGAACAAACUACCCAAGAAUUGUCAACUGAAUUGACUGCUCUUGCUCACCAAGACACGAAGGAAGUGCUAAUUAAUAAAAGAAUCGAAGCACUAGAGAAUAAACUACAGAAUUUGAGUGUUACCAAGGAGAAAUUACUUGAAGAGUUUUUCAAUACCUGUAAACCGAAAGACCAACAAAAUUUGGCAACGUUAAACUCCUAA